This is a messenger RNA of Paramecium primaurelia, 3205 nucleotides long. The record is from the annotation of a GenBank genome assembly. Lineage: Eukaryota; Ciliophora; Oligohymenophorea; Peniculida; Parameciidae.
AUGAAUGAAUUUAACGAUUUCAAAUAAUUGCGUUAAAAUUACUCAAAUGCAUUGGAUAAAAAUAUUCAAAAACUUCAAGGUAGAUUAAAGGCUCUUAAUAAUAAUAUCAUAAACUCUACAUCAGCUUAAAAAAUAACAAUGACUAAGAAUCCAACAGAAGUGAAAUCAUUAAGAUCAUCUUGUUUAUUUACAGACAAUAAUUUGGCAUCACCAACUGACAGAUUUGAGAAUAGUCAAGUUUUUGCUAAUUUUAAUAGAUAUAACAGUCUAGAUGUUCCUUAAGCAAGUCAAGGGGUUUAAUAAAGUAAACAAUCACCAGAUGUUUUUGAAAAUAUUUUUUUGAAAUAAUCGUAUAUCCCUUAUGAAUAGAAAUAAAUAAAAUAAGCAAAUAAAACAAAGCAAAAAAAUACAUAGAGUAAUACUUUGAAAAUAACAAAAAAAGCAGAAAAAAAUCAUUAUUUGAGUAAUUAGAUGAAUAGUUAAUCAUUGUAAAAUAUAAAGAAAAAAGAUGAUAUUUCUUAAGAUAAAACAUUAAAAAUGAAUAUAGAGAAAAAGAAAAAUCUAAUUCCACCUGCUGCUUAACAAAAGACAAAAAAUACAUCACGUUCACCAUAAAAAUAAAGAGUAAAACAGAAUAAACAAUAAACUCCAUAAUAAAAUCUAUAGAAACCAUUGUUUAAUGAAAUUUUGAAAAAGUUUGUUUCAUCUAAAACUAGUUUAAGUAGAACAAUAUCUAAAUCUAAAUCUAAAUCAAAGUCAAAAUCUAAAUCAAAAUCUCCUGAAAAAGAAUCUACUUCUUUUAAAAAGAAACAUAAAUCAAGAGAAUAAGCUAUACAUCAUUAUAAUGAAUAAAUAACAUCUUAAUUUAGUCCAACAUAAGAGAAAUUUUAAAUAAGAAAUAAUAUAGACUACUCUCCAAGUCUUCUAAGAUAAGUAAGAACAUUGAGUAAAAAGAAAGGAAAAAGUAAAUAGAAAUAAUAAUAAUAAUAAUAAUAAAUAACUAAUCCUAGUCCAAAUAAAGUUUCAGAGAUACAUACUUUAAGAUUGAAACAUUUAUUAAGAGAUAAAUCAAAUAAAUAAGACAAAAAAAUAAGAACUUAAAUAAGAACUACCGAAUCUCCAAUUUAAAUUAAAGAUUAUAAAAUAGAUGUAAUUAAAUAAAAAGUAUUAUUAAUAGGUUCCAUAAAUUAAAAGUCUUGAAGACUAACCAAAAGAUGAAUCAAAACCAAGUUCUGUAAGAUUCAAUACUUUAUCAAUAUAAAGAUCUGAUGAAAAAGAUAAUAGUGUAUUAAUGAAUAUCUUUCAUGAAUUAAAGAAUUUAUCUGAAGAUUAGAUUUAAUAAUUUUAAUAAAUAUUAAAAUAGAUUAGAGUUGAAAGAAAGGAUGAAGAAUUAUAAACUUCAAUUUCUGAUUUAAAUUAAAUUGUAGGAAAUUAGAAAUCAAACAAUUAAUCAAAUUAAAAAAAUAAUAUUAUAGAAACUCAUUUGAAGAUGGCAUUAGAAGAAUUUCCUAAAAAAUCACAUGCAUCUUCACCUAUGUCAAAUAGCAGUAUUAUGUUUAAGAAAGAAUUCUUAACAAAUUCAUAAAUAGAAGAGAUAUGUUAAUAAAGAGAAAAGGUAUAUAAAAAUAAUAUAAAUUAGAGUAUAAAAUUAAGAGUUAAUAGUUAGAUGUAAGCAUUUUAGACAUUAUUACAAUAAUAGAAAAUAUCUCCAAGAUCAUUUCAUCAUAAUAAAUAAUUAGUUUAAUCUUGGUUUUCAAAAUAAGCUGAUUAAUUAUAGAAAUUCAAAUCAGAAUUAUAGAAAGUUUAAAAAUAAUCAAAUACUUUGUUAAAAAAGACUGAAUAAGAUGUGAUUAUUGUGAAGGACUUAAAAAAAGACUAGAUGCUAGUUUUGUCUUAGUUAUGUAUGUAUUGGCACUUUAAUAGUUAGAAUAAAUUUCAUUUGAUUAAUCUGAAAUUAAAGAUGAAAGUUUCUUAGAUUAAUCUGAUCUUUAAUUCAGUAUUCCAAAUUCCCCUAAAAUAGUUACUCCAAAUACCAAAUUUUUAAAUUAAAAUUAUGAUAAAAAUGAAAUGAAGAUUAUUUAAUAAUAAUCAAUAUCAUAAUAAAAGUAGAAUUAAUUUUCAAAACCAUUUUAGUAAGAUACAAAAAAAAAAGAUUUUGAAAUUUCAACAUUUAAUGAAGAAUUAUUUUUUGGAAAUUAAAUGACUAGACCUUUAUAAGUAUCUCCUAAUAAUGAAUCAAAAUAAAUAAUAACAGAUUAUAGAGAACCAUAGGUUUAAAUCUAUGGUUUGAAUUAAGCUUUGUAAGUAGAAGAAGAAACAGAAAAGAUUAUUGAAUAAUUAAUAGAUGAAGCAUCUAAUAGUUUGAAUAAAAUAGAAUUAAUUUAAUAAUAUGCUUAUUAAACUAAUGCUGGAAUACUUACAAAUUUGGGAGUAAUAAACAAUUUUAUAAAUUUAAUGUGUUAUGCAAUUUUAGGUAAAUAUUUAAAUAUAUGAAAAUAGAAAGUAAUUAGGAUGAAUUUCUUAAGAAAAUGAACACUCCGUAUGGUAGAAAACCCAUAAACAGAUUGAGAUAAUUACAUGGGUAGGAUGAUUUCGAAGAUCAUCAAGAAAUUUAACCACUUUACUAAAUAAGUUAUAAAAGAAAUCUAUCAUAGAACAAAUUAUGGAAACUCAAAAUUAGUAUGAAAAAAUUCACAACUAGGCCAUAUUUGAUGCUUUCAAUGAAGCCUUGAAUACUUUGAGACCAUUCUAUUAAGAUGAAGGAAUUCCUUAUCCAUGGUGUAUAGAAACCAAUAUUUCUUAAAGAGUUUGUUAUGGAAUAGAAGACAUAACGAUUAUUUUAGAGAAAGCAAGAUAGAAAGUAUUUGAUUGGUCAAAAACUCUGUGUGGUAUAUUAAAUAAAUAUUAUAAUUAGGAUUAUUAUCAGAUGAGAUACCAGUGAUAUCAGUUAGACAACUAAAUUAUGAAUAACUUAUAAUAAUGUAAGAAUGUCAAGCAAAUGAUUCAUUGGCUUACAUAAAUGAAGAGAGAAUAUAGAAUUGUCUAUAAAUAGAAGUAUAAUAUUAAGAGUUAUGAUUAGUUAUAAGAAGGAGAAAGAAAAUGGUCAUAAAUUACACAAGAAUACUCAGAAGUGUUGAUGGAGAUAGCAGAUUAUUUAUUUGAAGAAUUGACUGAAGAAAUGGUUGUUGAGGUUUUUAUGUAAUGA